AUGGCGACAACAUUGACCGGUGGAAACCAACACGUUAUUAAACUGCCAAACACGCCCCUCAACGCACAACCCGAUCCACAAAUCAUCGCCCAUCAAUGGCUAUCAUGUCUCAGCGAACAGCUAGCUCAAGCUAACUUUGCAGGGAGCGACCUGUUCCACGAUGAGUCCUGGUGGCGCGAUAUGCUAGCAUUAGACUGGGACAUGCGCACUGUACGAACAGCCGGCGAGAUCCAAAACUUCCUGGCCAAGAAACAACGCACGGCAAAGCUUUCCAAAUUCCGGCUUCAGGAUACAGGAAAAUUCCAGCCUCGUCUGGAGCAGGUAGUUGAUGGCCUGAGCUGGAUCUCAUCCAUGUUCUUUUUUGAAAGUGCUGUUGGCACAGGAACUGGAAUGCUGCGUUUGAUACAGGCGGACAAUGGCUCGUGGAAGGCUUACGCUGUUUAUACAUCAUUACAAGAGCUGAGCUCCGCCCAGGAGCCUCUGGGCAAGCGCCGUGCGGAUGGAACGACGGAGUCAAUGCCCGGUGGUAUUGCUGGAGGAACCUGGAUUGAACGGAGAAAGAGACAGAAGGAGUUCUUGGAUGAGGAGCCAACUACAUUGGUCGUUGGGGCUGGCCAAGCUGGAUUGAACAUGGGCGCGCGGCUGCAAAGUGUCGGUCUGUCGUGCUUGAUCGUCGACAAGAAUGAACGGGUGGGUGAUAAUUGGCGCCAUCGGUACCGCACAUUGGUCACCCAUGACCCGGCCGAGUUUACCCACAUGGCCUAUCUGCCAUUUCCUCAAAAUUGGCCUCAGUUUACCCCGAAAGAUAAGUUAGGAGACUGGUUUGAAGCAUACGCCAGCAUUAUGGAGUUGAACAUCUGGAUGCAAACCUCUAUUGUUUCAGCAGAAUACAACGAAGCUGCUGGACAAUGGACGGUUAUUCUUUCUCGCGGUGAUGGAUCACAGCGUACUGUGCGCCCUCGUCAUGUCGUAUGGUGUACAGGACACUCGGGCGAGGCGCGAAUCCCUUCAUUCCCAGGUCAAGACUCCUUCCAGGGCAAGGUGUACCAUGGCAGCCAGCACCGUGACGCAUCGGAAAGUGAUGUGCGCGGCAAAAGGGUCGUUGUCGUGGGUACUGGUAAUAGCGGCCAUGAUAUUGCACAGAAUUACUACGAGAACGGUGCAGAUGUGACUAUGUUGCAACGCAGUGGGACCUAUGUUUUGACUGCCGAUAAAGGUGUUUUUAUGAUGCAUAAGGGACUGCAUGAGGAUGGAGGCCCUCCCACAGAAGAAUGUGAUAUUGUCGCCGAAAGCCUCCCUUGGCCCGUACAGCUGGCACUAAGCGUACAUAUGACAAAGCGCAUCGCAGAAGCAGAGAAAGAAACCCUCGACGGACUCCGGAGGGCCGGGUUCGAGCUUGACUUCGGACAAGAUGGUGCCGGCAUUACGCGCGCAUACUUCACCCGCGGUGGCGGCUAUUACAUCGAUGUCGGCUGCAGCCAGCUUAUUAUCGAUGGCAAGAUCAAAGUUAAGCAUAACCCAGGUGGGAUUCAUGGUUUUGGAAAUCACGAGCUGCAUUUAGCCGAUGGCGACUCUCUUCCAGCCGAUAUUGUCGUCCUUGCUACCGGAUACGACAAUAUGCGGACGACGGUGAGGAAGGUCCUGGGUGAUAAGGUUGCUGACCGUUGCUCUGAUGUCUGGGAUUUGGAUAAUGAGGGAGAGGUCCAAGGUGUAAGAACUGAUAUCUCGUGUCAUUGUGGGCAAUAUCUGGCUGCAUACUGA
This is a messenger RNA of Penicillium soppii, 1761 nucleotides long. RefSeq names its product putative flavin-binding monooxygenase. Bases 1 to 1761 code for a protein of 586 amino acids. Lineage: Eukaryota; Fungi; Ascomycota; Eurotiomycetes; Eurotiales; Aspergillaceae. The transcript is spliced from 4 exons. The record is from RefSeq and is a predicted model, not a curated record. Gene Ontology annotation, molecular function: NADP binding; N,N-dimethylaniline monooxygenase activity; flavin adenine dinucleotide binding.